UCCUCGGCGCCACCACCACGGAGCAGAUUCAAUCUGGGUGCUGGUGCCCAGCCACUCCAGUGCCAAUGAAGUACAUCCUGGUCACUGGUGGGGUCAUCUCAGGCAUUGGUAAAGGCAUCAUCACCAGCAGCAUUGGGAUGAUUCUAAAAUCAUGUGGACUCCGAGUUACUGCCAUCAAAAUCGACCCCUAUAUUAACAUCGAUGCAGGCACUUUUUCACCUUAUGAACAUGGUGAAGUGUUCGUCUUAAACGAUGGUGGAGAAGUUGAUUUAGACCUUGGAAAUUACGAAAGAUUCUUGGAUAUUAAUCUUUAUAAAGACAACAACAUCACCACCGGGAAGAUAUAUCAGCAUGUGAUCAAUAAAGAGAGGCGUGGUGAUUACCUGGGGAAAACAGUACAAGUUGUCCCUCACAUUACUGAUGCUGUGCAGGAGUGGGUUAUGAAUCAAGCCAGAGUGCCUGUGGACGGUAAUAAGGAAGAGCCCCAAAUAUGCGUCAUUGAGCUGGGAGGCACCAUUGGAGACAUCGAAGGAAUGCCGUUUGUGGAAGCGUUCAGACAGUUCCAGUUUAAGGCGAAAAGAGAGAAUUUCUGUAAUAUCCAUGUUAGCCUUGUGCCACAGCCCAGUGCCACCGGAGAACAAAAAACCAAACCCACACAAAACAGUGUUCGUGCCCUGAGGGGGUUAGGCCUGUCCCCGGAUCUGAUCAUCUGCCGAAGUUCAAAGCCCGUCGAGAUGGCCGUGAAGGAGAAGAUUUCUAUGUUUUGUCACGUGGACCCUGAGCAGGUUAUAUGUAUCCAUGAUGUUUCUUCCACAUACCGAGUGCCAGUGCUUUUGGAGGAACAAGGCAUUAUUAAAUAUUUUAAAGAGAGACUGGACCUGCCCAUUGGAGAUUCUACAAGCAAUUUGCUCUCCAGGUGGAGAAAUAUGGCUAACAGGUAUGAAAGGUUACAGAAAACAUGCUCCAUAGCCCUGGUUGGCAAAUACACCAAGCUCAGGGACUGCUACGUCUCUGUGUUCAAAGCCCUGGAACACUCAGCAUUGGCCAUCAACCACAAGUUGAAUCUGAUGUACAUAGACUCCACUGAUCUGGAGCACAUCACUGAAACCGAGGACGCUGUGAAAUUCCAUGAAGCUUGGCAGAAGCUAUGCAAAGCUGAUGGCAUUCUUGUGCCCGGAGGCUUCGGAAUCAGAGGAACGUUGGGAAAACUGCAGGCGAUUUCUUGGGCAAGAACAAAGAAUAUCCCUUUUCUGGGAAUUUGCCUUGGGAUGCAUCUAGCGGUGAUAGAGUUUGCAAGAAACUGCCUUAACUUGAAAGAUGCUAAUUCCACAGAAUUUGAUCCGAACGCCUCUGCUCCUGUGGUGAUUGAUACGGCCGAGCACAGCCCUGGCGGUUUGGGAGGAACAAUGAGGCUGGGAAUGAGAAGAACUGUUUUCAAAACUGAAAAUUCGAUACUAAGGAAGCUUUAUGGUGAUGUUCCUUUUAUAGAAGAAAGACACAGACAUCGGUAUGAGGUGAAUUCUAACUUCAUCAGCCAAUUUGAGCAGAAGAACUUAAAGUUUGUAGGUCACGAUGUGGCUGGGGAGAGGAUGGAAAUCAUCGAACUGGCAAAUCAUCCCUAUUUUGUUGGUGUCCAAUUCCAUCCCGAGUUUUCUUCUAGGCCGAUGAAGCCUUCCCCUCCAUACCUGGGGCUGUUACUUGCGGCAACUGGAAAUCUGAAUGCUUACCUGCUACAGGGAUGCAAACUGUCUGCCAGUGAUAGAUACAGCGAUUCCAGUGAUGACAGCUUUUCAGAGCCAAGAAUAGCUGAGUUGGAAAUGAGCUGAAACAAAUGCAUGGCUCUGAGUAAUGGGACUGCCUGACAGUCUCUGAAGUAAUUGAAGUCAAGAUGAAGGAACUAGCUGAAGAAAUCACCACACUUACAGAAUUGCCCUGUUCUCCACCAAACACGGGAUGUGAAGCCUCAAAGGGAAUCUGAUAAUACAUCCAUGAACCAGAACCAAAGGGGUAGUUUUCUUUUCCCUCCAGAGGUGGCCUUUUAUACUUAGAAAUUUCUGUAGCUGAUUAAACUUUUCCCAGCAACCUC
Galeopterus variegatus (Sunda flying lemur) is the source of this 2086-nucleotide messenger RNA. RefSeq names its product CTP synthase 2 (gene CTPS2). Gene Ontology annotation, molecular function: identical protein binding; CTP synthase activity. The transcript has 19 exons. The coding region runs from base 66 to 1826 and encodes 586 amino acids. Gene Ontology annotation, biological process: pyrimidine nucleobase biosynthetic process; CTP biosynthetic process. Gene Ontology annotation, cellular component: cytoplasm; cytoophidium. The record is from RefSeq and is a predicted model, not a curated record. Lineage: Eukaryota; Metazoa; Chordata; Mammalia; Dermoptera; Cynocephalidae.